Molecule: messenger RNA, 495 nt
Organism: Brassica rapa (field mustard)
Lineage: Eukaryota; Viridiplantae; Streptophyta; Magnoliopsida; Brassicales; Brassicaceae
Source: RefSeq, a predicted model, not a curated record
AUGUCAAGCGCUACAGUCCUCGAUGAAUCUAGCGUUCCUAGCCCCAGGAGUACAUGGAGGAUGGACGGGCAGUUACGAUACGACAUUGCGAUGAACACCAUCAUUAUAAUCCUCAUCACUGAUGCGGUCUUACAUAUGACUCUGAGAGCCCACAAGAUUCCCCUUGCUGAUAACGUUGAGGGACUUUUAUGUACAUUUGUAGUUGCGUACGUGUUUGUCAUCACGACUAAUUGCGGGUAUUGGCUUACAGCAAGCGAGGAAGAAGGGUGUUUACUUGGAAUUUACAUCACGGGACGCCUUGGUCACACGUUAGGCUUUUGUAUUUUCCUCUGUCUCCUCUAUUCUAUUUCUCACUUGGCUAUGUACGUUGCUCUACCUUGUUUACUAUGGUUGGUGCCAGCCAUGUUUGCACCGUGUUGUCCAUGUCUGUGGAGAGGAGAGUCAACUUGGUGGAAUUUUGUGAAGCAACCACAACCAACAGUAGAUAUUGUUUAA